Molecule: messenger RNA, 1167 nt
Organism: Branchiostoma belcheri (Belcher's lancelet)
Lineage: Eukaryota; Metazoa; Chordata; Leptocardii; Amphioxiformes; Branchiostomatidae
Product: 28S ribosomal protein S35, mitochondrial-like
Biological process (GO): mitochondrial translation
Cellular component (GO): mitochondrial small ribosomal subunit
Molecular function (GO): structural constituent of ribosome
Source: RefSeq, a predicted model, not a curated record
AUGGCGUGGUCUAACGAACCUGGGCAUGCACCUGGAGCCCUCCGCCAGAAAAUAGUCCAACAAAACAAACCUUCUUUCUUUCCCUUUACUCAGGAUCCAGGGAACCAGAGAGGCCCUCAGCGAGGCAGGAGAAGAAGGGACGACGGGAUAGUUAACCCUAGCAGACGACCCAUGGUGCCAAGGACAGCGAAGAUGGCGGAGGAUCAGGACUGGCCCAGUGUCUGGCCGACUGCGGCCACGUUCAAACCGUCCGCUGUGCCGCUACCUGUGCGGAUGGGCUUCCCUCUCAACAGGGGAGUACAGCCUGACAAAUUCGGCAACAACGAGCUCCGGAAGAUCCCAAACUUUCUCCAUCUGACGCCGGUAGCAGUGAAGAGGCACUGCAAGGUUCUGAAGCAGUUCUGUACCGACUGGCCGGCUGCGCUGGAGACAGACGAGGCUUGUGAGGAACAUUUUCCCCUGGAGGUCAUCACGACGGACUAUGUGCUGUCUGGGCCGUCAUUGCGACAUCCUGAUGCCAGGAUCGUCACAUUAAAGCUCAAACUGUCCCGGCUGCAACUUGACGAACACGCCAGGAAGAAAAUUCUGAAGCUUGUCGGCGACAGAUAUGACAAGGAGUCAGACAUCCUCACCAUCACAGCAGACAGAUGUCCCCACCGCAGACAGAACUAUGACUACACACGCUACCUCCUGACCGUGCUGUACCUGGAGGCCUGGAAAACUGAACCCUGGGAGGCCGGCAUCACUCCCGAGGAUCGUGACGAGUUUCUGUGGGAGGGCAGCCCGUCGGAACACAACAUCCUCAGCACCAUGAGAGCCAUCCAACAGGCUGACAAGGGAGGCAGUGAUACACCAGAGGAGGACAUUGUACAGAAUUCUGAUGUACAGCUGUAUAAACAGGCUGUGGUGAACCAGAAGAACCAUGGAGAGAGUUCUGAACAUGUGCAGGGUUACAAGGACUCAGUCAAAAGGCUACUGGGACUAAACUGAACUGUUAGAUUGAGACUGAGAGACUCUGUGGGUAGUGAAAUCAAAGAAUUGUUGUUCAUACAUAGAUUUUUACAUUAACUCAAGUUGAUAUACUGUACAAUGUACUGUGAUCUAGCAAUGUCAUAAAAAUGGAAACUAGCUAUGAUUACUCCUGAUUAAAUCUUGUACAUAAAUCUA